UAAAAAAAGGGAGAAAUGGAGAAAAAGAGCAUUGUAUUGCAAGCUCUUCUUAUAGCCAACAUGUUAAUGGCGUUCCGAAUCACACUCACCGCCUCCAUCCAUCCACUUGUUAGAAGAACACACUCGCUCUCUAUCUCCUCUCCUGGUCAUUUACCAAAAUCACUUCCUUGUCCCCUCUGGUCAUCUUCCUUCUCCUUCUGCCUUCACAACCGUCGCAAUUCUGUUACCUCUUCCUCCAUCCACUAUUCUUCUUCCUGUUCUUCGCGUUUUGCUCCGUCGAUGACUGCUUCUGGCAGCAUGGAUGAAAUUCCCCAAUCGAAUCCUCUUCUCCAAGACUUUUAUUUUCCGCCUUUCGACGCUGUUGAAGCCAAGCACGUUCGCUCGGGCAUUCUUACGCUUUUGAAGAAGCUCGAGAGUGAUUUGGAGGAAUUGGAGCGAACAGUGGAGCCAUCUUGGUCAAAAUUGGUUGAGCCAUUAGAGAAGAUCGUAGACCGUUUGAAUGUGGUUUGGGGUAUCGUCAACCAUCUCAAAUCUGUUAAGGAUACUGCUGAUCUUCGGAUCGCCAUUGAAGAAGUUCAGCCGGAGAAAGUAAAAUUUCAGCUUAGGUUGGGGCAAAGCAAACCUAUUUACAAUGCUUUCAAAGCUAUUCGUGAAUCUCCCGAGUGGAACACACUCAAUGAUGCUCGAAAACGCAUAGUGGAAUCUCAAAUAAAAGAGGCUCUUCUUCAUGGUGUUACUCUUGAAGGUGAUAAAAGGGAUGAUUUCAACAAAAUUCAGCAGGAGCUGGAAAGGUUAUCUCAUAAAUUUGAUGAAAAUGUUUUGGAUGCAACAAAGAAGUUUGAGAAGUUGAUUGUUGAUAAGCAUGAAGUUGAUGGACUGCCUUCUACUGCUCUGGGAAUGGCAGCUCAAACAGCAGUUUCCAAGGGUCACGAAAAUGCUACUGCAGAACAUGGUCCAUGGAUAAUUACUUUAGAUGCUCCAUGUUAUCUUUCUGUCAUGCAACAUGCUAAAAAUCGAUCCUUGCGGAAGGAAGUUUACUAUGCUUAUAUAACUCGAGCCUCUAGUGGAGAAAUGGACAAUACAUCAAUAAUUGACCAAAUUUUGAAGCUUAGGCUGGAGAAGGCUAAGAUUCUCAAUUUCAAUAACUAUGCCGAGGUUAGCAUGGAGACCAAAAUGGCUACUGUCGAGAAAGCGGAAGAGCUUCUAGAAAAGCUUCGUAGUGCUUCCUGGAAUCCUGCAGUUCAAGAUGUGGAAGAUCUUCAGGAUUUUGCCAAAAAACAAGGUGCGCCAGAAGCUAAUGAUUUGAACCAUUGGGACAUCACCUUUUGGAGUGAGAGGCUUCGGGAGUCAAAAUUUGAUAUCAAUGAGGAAGAACUGCGACCAUUUUUCUCCUUGCCAAAGGUUAUGGAUGGCCUUUUUAGUCUUGCAAAGACGCUUUUUGAUAUUGAUAUUCAGCCAGCUGAUGGUCUUGCUCCGGUUUGGGAUAAAGAUGUCAAAUUUUACCGUGUGAACAAUUCUUCUGGAAGUCCCAUUGCUUACUUCUAUUUUGAUCCAUAUACACGUCCAUCGGAGAAAAGGGGAGGUGCAUGGAUGGAUGAGGUUGUUUCACGAAGCUGUGUGUUAGCUCAAGAUGGUGCCCCAACAAGGUUGCCUGUUGCUCAUAUGGUGUGUAAUCAAACUCCGCCAGUUGGAGAAAAACCUAGUUUAAUGACAUUUCGUGAGGUAGAGACAGUAUUCCAUGAAUUUGGUCAUGCACUCCAGCAUAUGUUGACAAAACAAGAUGAAGGUUUAGUUGCUGGUAUUCGUGGGAUAGAAUGGGAUGCUGUUGAAUUGCCAUCUCAGUUCAUGGAAAACUGGUGUUAUCAUAGAGAUACUUUGAUGGGCAUUGCGAAGCAUUAUGAAACAGGGGAAAGUCUCCCUGAAGAAGUGUACUUGAAACUUCUUGCAGCAAGGACAUUCCGUGCGGGUUCCCUGAGUCUUCGUCAGCUUAGGUUCGCAAGUGUUGAUUUGGAGCUUCACACUAAAUAUGUUCCUGGCGAGCCAGAGUUAAUCUAUGCGGUUGACCAAAGAGUGUGCAAACAAACACAAGUGAUACCUCCUUUAGCAGAUGAUAAAUUCCUAUGUAGUUUCAGCCAUAUUUUUGCAGGUGGAUAUGCUGCAGGAUACUACAGUUACAAGUGGGCGGAGGUUUUAUCUGCUGAUGCCUUUUCUGCGUUUGAGGAUGCUGGGUUGAAUGAUAUCAAGGCUGUAAAGGAAACUGGGCAUAGAUUCCGAGAAACCAUUCUUGCUCUUGGAGGUGGAAAAGCUCCAUUAGAGGUUUUUGUUGAAUUUCGAGGGCGGGAACCUUCUCCAGAACCACUGCUCCGGCACAGCGGCCUUUUGUCUGGCGUAGGGACUGCAUGAUUUUCACUUCAUUCCAUGUUUGAUGUUUUACAUGCUUCUGUUCUGCUUUUCAUUGAAUACUUCUGUACCAAUAAUUGAUACUUCAUUCCCCUGUUUGGCCAAAUUUUUAGUUUAUUCUCUCAGAUUAAGGAGACAUUGUCGCCAUUCCACAGUUUUUUUAAAAUUAAUUUUUUUCUUUUGAGGUAAUAUUUAUUUCAAAUUAUCCCACUCCAUUUCACA
Molecule: messenger RNA, 2622 nt
Organism: Benincasa hispida (wax gourd)
Lineage: Eukaryota; Viridiplantae; Streptophyta; Magnoliopsida; Cucurbitales; Cucurbitaceae
Product: putative cytosolic oligopeptidase A
Biological process (GO): peptide metabolic process; proteolysis
Cellular component (GO): chloroplast
Molecular function (GO): metalloendopeptidase activity
Source: RefSeq, a predicted model, not a curated record